AAGUGGUAAAACAAAAUCAGUUUUGAUGUUAUCAUCACAGAGUAGAAAAUGUUUUCUAAGAAAUUAAUAACUUUCAUUUCAGUUCUUGAAAAUGUGACGUUAAACAGCAGCACGACAGCAAAACUUAUUCAAAAUAGGACAAUUGACCUAUCGAAAAUAACCCUAAUCAACUCGGUUAAAGGUGCACAUCCAUCUAUGAAUAAUGUGUUACUACUGCCUGACGGAAAAUUGAAGAAUCUUCCUGGUUCAACAGUGAAAGGUACAGGCGGUACGCCGAUUUUGCUGCCACUUAGUCCACAAAGAGGACCACCAAAACCUAAUAGAACUAAAUUCAUCACUGCGAAACGACAGCUCAUGACUCAAAAACCACCUCGUCCAGUCAAGAAUCCCUUAUUCGCACAACCUCCAAAUGUUCAAAGUUCUUUGCCACCUCCUACAAAUUUAACCACCGAAGAUAUCAUGGAUUUACCAAUCAUAUUUGCUGAUGAUAACCAGAUGCUGGACACAAACCUACCUAGCAGUUUAGCCAGCACAACAACCAGUAUUCCCACAUCUACUGCUAACGUUUUAUCCACAAUGGGUCCAAAAACAGUAACCCCUGCUAAAUUUAUGGUGAUAAAUAAGCAGCCGACUAGUCAAGGUAGUUUCGUGUAUACACCAAGCAUAAGGAAACCUACUCCAUUAUCGUUCAAUAAACCAGCCCAAAAAUAUACUAAAAUAAUUUUGUCUUCGAAAAAAAAUGUUGAUGAUUUGAAAGCAAACUCAAAAAUACAAUGUUUAUCCCCAGAAAUCACAGUUAAAAAAGUUUUAAGUGCACAAGGUCACAUACCAAGAACCGAACCACCACCUGCUGUAGAACUGAUUGAUUUGGAGAAUGAAAUUAAGGCUACAGCAGUACCCAAACCAAAUUUAUCAACGUCAGAUAUUAAAAAUAUCAAGAUUAUUCCAAAAAAUUCUGGGGAGAGACUUGAUAUGGCAUUCAAUAGAAGUAGUGUAGGUGUUUCGAUAACAAAGAGACCAUCUUCAGUUAUUGACAUUGCAGAUGAUGGGGAUCCAGACUAUAUUCCUCCGAAAAAUUUGAAACUAGAGUGAUUUAAUAGCAGAAUUUUAUUCAUUGAGGUUGAGUUUAGUUUAGAUCUGUUAUUUUUUGAUGUUUUUUAUUAUUGUGAGUUGAUAUGUUUUGGAAUCAUUUUUCAAGUAUAAUGUUUCCCGAAACAAAAA
Messenger RNA from Leptinotarsa decemlineata (Colorado potato beetle), 1221 nucleotides. It is a transcript of the gene Rcd1, whose product is annotated as Reduction in Cnn dots 1. NCBI's taxonomy places the organism in Eukaryota, Metazoa, Arthropoda, Insecta, Coleoptera, Chrysomelidae. The record is from RefSeq and is a predicted model, not a curated record. Gene Ontology annotation, biological process: positive regulation of transcription by RNA polymerase II. Gene Ontology annotation, cellular component: NSL complex.